AUGGUGUGGCGCUGGACGCCAUUUGGUGCGCCUGCUCCCGAAACGGCCAAUACGAUGUCGCCCUUAUUUUCGAGCUUUGAGCUGCAGGCGCAUUAUAUCGCGGGCCAGCCGGCGCGUGCGAUGGAACUCAUGCGCCGCAUGAGUGCCAAUUUCAUGCUCGACGACCCGUGCAUAGCCAAUAGCACGUUCAUCGAAGGUUACGCGAGCGACAGGAUGCUGCACUACGCACCAUACGAUGACGAUGCGCGCAUCAGCCAUGCACACGGCUGGGCCACGGGCCCGACCAGCGCGCUGACCUUCCACGUGGCAGGGUUGAGCAUAGUGAGCACUCAGGGAAAGACAUGGGUGUUAAAACCGAGCCCCGGAGAUCUGGAAUGGGUAGGGGCUGGAUUCACGACUGGCCCGGGAACUUUCGCUGCGAAGUACGAACUGAACGGUGAUGGCUGGCCGUACUGGUUCCAGACACCAGAGGGGACAAGCGGAUCGUUGAGCGUGGAGACCCCGAACGCAUGGGGGUGCUAA
Rhinocladiella mackenziei CBS 650.93 is the source of this 522-nucleotide messenger RNA. RefSeq lists its product as uncharacterized. Lineage: Eukaryota; Fungi; Ascomycota; Eurotiomycetes; Chaetothyriales; Herpotrichiellaceae. The transcript has a single exon. The record is from RefSeq and is a predicted model, not a curated record. Gene Ontology annotation, biological process: carbohydrate metabolic process. Bases 1 to 522 code for a protein of 173 amino acids.